UCACACCAGGGAUGCAGACGCCACAACGGAGGCCCUGCAACCUCCCACUCAUCCUUCUGGGAACCAUGCUGCUGGCUGCAGAUUGGGCUGCUGUGGAGAGCCAAGUCCAGUACGAGCAUGAAAGAGAACCAUCCUACUGGGAUACGCGGGCAAAGGCGACACUGGAUGCUGCGCUGAAACUCCGCCCCCGGGAGCACCGGGCCAAGAACAUCAUCCUGUUCCUCGGAGAUGGGAUGGGCGUGGCCACCGUGUCAGCAGCUCGGAUUCUGGAAGGCCAAAUGGAGGGGAACGCGGGGGAGGAGACAGUAUUGGCGAUGGACACCUUUCCGUAUGUGGCACUUUCCAAGACUUACAGCGUGGACAAGCAGGUAGCAGACAGCGCGAGCACGGCUACAGCCUACCACUGUGGCGUCAAAGCCAACGCUAAAACGGUGGGGCUGAGCGGCCGCGCGGUGGCCUACGAGUGCAACACUACCUUUGGAAAUGAGGUCUACUCCGUACUGCGACGUGCUAAGGCCGAAGGUAAAUCCGUGGGUAUUGUGACCACCACCCGGGUGCAGCACGCCUCCCCGGCCGCGGCUUACGCCCACUCGGUCAGCCGCAGCUGGUACAGUGAUGCCGACCUUCCGAGCAGCGCUCGCCACCAGGGUUGUGUGGACAUCGCUACCCAGCUGGUCACCAACGUCGACAUUGAUGUGAUCCUGGGAGGAGGAAGGAUGUAUAUGACACCAAAAGGCACUUCGGACCCUGAAUACCCAACCUCCAACUCUCGCAAGGGAGACCGCAAAGACCGAAGGAACCUUAUAGACGUCUGGUUAAAGGCUAAACCAAACAAGAACUCCCACUAUGUUUGGCACAGGAAGGAGUUUGAUGCGGUAGACGUUAAAACGACUGACCGACUCAUGGGUCUGUUUGAGCCAAAGGAUAUGAGAUUUGAGGUUUUUCGAAAUGUCACCAGAGAUCCCUCCAUUGUGGAGAUGACGGAGAAGGCCAUUCAAAUCCUCAGCAAGAAUCCAAAAGGAUAUUUUCUGUUUGUGGAAGGAGGUAGAAUUGAUCACGGACACCACGACGGCAUCGCCAAACUGGCGCUGACGGAGGCUGUGAUGUUUGACCGAGCUAUUGAGCGUGCCUCGCAGCUCACUCAGGAGUCAGACACACUGACGGUCGUCACGGCCGACCAUUCUCACGUCUUCACCUUCGGCGGCAACACCCCCCGAGGAAAUCCAAUCUUUGGUCUAGUGCCAAAAAAAGCAGAUGACCAAAUGCCUUUCACCAGCAUCCUGUAUGCCAACGGCCCCGGUUACGUGCAUGUAAAUGGAACCAGAGGGAACAUCACGAUGGUGGAUUACUAUGACGAAGAGUACAUGCAGCAGGCCGCCGUCCCCCUAGACUCCGAGACACACGGCGGCGAAGACGUCGCCAUUUACGCCAGAGGCCCCAUGGCUCACCUCUUUCACGGGGUGAAAGAACAGAACUACGUGGCCCACGUCAUGGCCUACGCCGCUUGCUUGGAGCCCUACACGGACUGCCCGCCUCCGCCUCGCUCCCACACAUCCGCCGGGUGCGUGAGCACACCCUCAAACCUAAUGUUUGGACUCCUGUGCCUUCUUUGGCUGUCCAGAUGACACCCGACAACCGCACACUCUUUACACAUCCACAAUAAUGCAAGUACAUAGCGUGCAUGUAGAUGACGUAUUAUGCAAUAAUCCUUUAUAAGGCCAACAAACACACACACACUGUCAAGUGUGUGUAUAGAGCCAGACCGACAGAUCACAGUAAACAUCCUGACAUCUCAUUUUUGAAUUGCAAGCAAACAUUCGGACAUCGUGCAAAUACGCAAACAAGAACAACAAACAGUACGACCCCGUAAACUCUUUUUAAGUGUUGCAAAUGUAGAGCUUUAUGUGCAUAUUUUAUUUCAAACACUAUUUUCAUUAUACGCUGGCAACAAAACUACCAACUUGCACAGAGUAGUUUGCUGUCUUCCAUUUGCCGGUUAGGUUUUUUUUCUCUCCUUUCCUCAUCUUUCAGAUUUUUUAAGGAGCUGUAAUGUUGUUAUUUACCGUAUAUUUCGGAGUAUAAGUCGCACCAGAGUAUAAGUCGCACCUGCCGAAAAUGCACAAUAAAGAAGGAAAAAAACAGAUAUAAGUCGCAUUGGAGUAUAAGUCGCAUUUUUUGGGGAAAUGUAUUUGAUAAAACCCAACACCAAGAAUAGACAUUUGAAAGGCAAUUUAAAAUAAAUAAAGAAUAGUGAACAACAGGCUGAAUGUACGUUAUAUGAGGCAUAAAUAACCAACUGAGAACGUGCCUGGUAUGUUUACGUAACAUAUUAUGGUAAGAGUCAUUCAAAUAACUAUAACAUAUAGAACAUGCUAUACGUUUACCAAACAAUCUGUCACUCCUAAUCGCUAAAUCCCAUGAAAUCUUAUACGUCUAGUCCAGGGGUCGGCAACCCGCGGCUCUAGAGCUUUUUCAAACAUGUAUGAAAAAUGGAAAAAGAUAAGUGUAAAUUUUUUUUUUGUUUGUUUUAAUAUGUUGUCCGUAGGAGGACAAACAUGACACAAACCUCCCUAAUUGUUAUAAAGCACAGUUUAUAUUAAACAUGCCUCACUGAUUCGAGUAUUUGGCGAGCGCCGUUUUGUCCUACUAAUUUUGGCGGUCCUUGAACUCACGUAGUUUGUUUACAUUUAUAACUUUCUCCGACUUUCUAGGACGUGUUUUAUGCCACUUCUUUUUCGGUCUCAUUUUG
Molecule: messenger RNA, 2749 nt
Organism: Nerophis lumbriciformis (worm pipefish)
Lineage: Eukaryota; Metazoa; Chordata; Actinopteri; Syngnathiformes; Syngnathidae
Gene: alpi.1
Product: alkaline phosphatase, intestinal, tandem duplicate 1
Biological process (GO): dephosphorylation
Cellular component (GO): plasma membrane
Molecular function (GO): alkaline phosphatase activity
Source: RefSeq, a predicted model, not a curated record